UCUCCCUGAUGUAGCACUGAUUCCCGCGUUCCGCCGUUCGGUUCAGCUGCGGCGGCCGAAAUGACUGAACUGCGACAUUUCCCUGUACGUAUGAUGACAACAUGUGGAAAAACGACUUAGGCGCUCUACCACACCUGUCAGAUGAUACGUACGUUACAGAGUUUUUGUGCUCUUUCGGCACCGUCGUCACGGCAGCAAAAGAAGUCAUACGCCUUCGCCGUGGAACCGUACGCACUGCCUUCUUUACUGCUCACAAACAACUGUGACUCGAGGUAUGCUUCACCAUAAGAGGAACAUAAGACCUUUUGUGCCUUUUCAUUCAACGAAGAACGAUGUGGCCGUGAGUGUCAAGGCCUCCAUAGUCUCGUAGUGUCCCGUCCAAGAGGUAACUUCUCUGCACUGACGGACGUCCAUUGCUUCAAAAAAAUGACCAAGGACGUCAUCGUAGAGCCACCUUCGCCAACGGCUUCGGACGACGACAACAAUGAAUAUCCAAGCGGGUUCAUUGGCGUCUGGCAAAUUGCAGAGCGUGAGCUUCGGGAAACUCCAUUGAAAAGACAGAAAGACCUGAACCUCAUGAGAGAAAUGAUACGAAGUGACCCAGAGAUGAACCCCAGAACGGACGAUGCCUUCUUACUUCGAUUUCUCCGCUGCAGAAAAUUUGACUGUCACAGAGCGUACAAAGUGCUUCGCCAAUACUACAAGCUGCGCCACAACAAUCCACAGCUCUUCAAGGCGUUUCAUCCUACUAAUCAGAAGGAGACAUUCCGACACAAUUUGCAGAUGGUCCUUCCUGAUCGAGAUCCCAAAGGCUGUGCGGUAUUCAUCUUCAAAGGAGGCCAUUGGAAUCCUUACACCUGCACCGCAGAAGACAUCUUCCGAGCCAACGUCAUGUGCCUGGAGCAAGCAAUAAUGGACCCAGUGACACAAGUGACAGGAAUAGUUGCCCUGAUGGACAUGAAAGGGUUCAGCUUUACACAUCUGCGAUUUUGCCCUGCGAGUCACCUACAGAAAGUUGUCUCUCUUAUACAAGACUGCUUUCCUGCUAGGUUCAAAGCUAUUCACAUCGUUAAUGAACCAGCCAUAUUUAGCGUGCUCUUCAGCAUAGUCAAGCCAUUUCUCAAUGAGAAACUUCAGAAAAGGAUCUACUUUCAUGGCUGUGACUUGAACUCCCUGCACCAGUACCUUCCGGCUGACAUUCUUCCAGAGGAAUACGGUGGACUGACGGGCAGCAUGGAUAAUUCAGACUUUGUGCAACGCAUGUACAGGAACGACGAAAUGUUUAAGAAGGAUUCGGCUUAUGGAUUCAAGAACAAGAUUAAGGUGGACAGUUCCCAAGGAUGAGGUUGCGUGUAGUGUCUGCCGCUGCCAUACUUUGGUUUGGUGGAAAACACAUUGUUGCAGUGCAGCUCAGUUGGCCAGCCAGGAUUCACUCACUCAUAAGUGACUUUCAUUUGUGUGUGUAUUUAUUACGCGUUUUACUUAGCAAUGUACAGACAGAUUUUUGUAAGUAUAUGUUCUGCCACUCUAAUGUCAUUCAUGUGUUUGUUACUGUAUAUUCGAAACAAAGGGUAUUCCCAUGA
This is a messenger RNA of Ornithodoros turicata, 1583 nucleotides long. RefSeq names its product alpha-tocopherol transfer protein-like. Bases 427 to 1344 code for a protein of 305 amino acids. Gene Ontology annotation, cellular component: membrane. Gene Ontology annotation, molecular function: phosphatidylinositol bisphosphate binding. The record is from RefSeq and is a predicted model, not a curated record. The transcript has 7 exons. Lineage: Eukaryota; Metazoa; Arthropoda; Arachnida; Ixodida; Argasidae.